AUGCGCCAGAAGCUCAUCUCAGCCCGCUUCCGCCAUCUCAACGAGACUCUCUACACCGAGCCAUCGGCCAAAGCCGAAUCUCUCUUCCAGCAAAACCCCGAGAUGUUCCAGGACUAUCACGCGGGCUUCCGUCAGCAAGUCUCCGUCUGGCCUGAGAACCCGCUGGACAAGUUCAUCAUCGCCAUCCAACAGCGCGGCAAGAUCAGGCCAGUACCACAAUCCAAGCCCGGCCGGCGCAACGGACCCACACAAUUCAAAAAGCCCUCGAAAGAUCCGGCAAAUGCACUACCGCGAACAGACGGGAUUGCGGUGAUUGCUGACUUGGGAUGCGGUGAUGCGCGACUUGCGUCCACGCUCACUGCGUCGGGAGAUACGAAGCGCUUGAAUCUUAAACUCCAUUCCUUUGACCUGCACGGCACGCCACCUUACGUGACGAAAGCAGACAUCGCUCACAUACCGCUGAAGGAUGGAUCUGUUGAUGUGGCAAUCCUCUGCUUGUCUCUCAUGGGCACCAACUGGCUUUCUUUCAUUGAAGAAGCGCAUCGAAUCCUGCAUUGGAAAGGCGAGCUAUGGGUCGCGGAAAUCAAGUCACGCUUCGGCAGGGGCAGCAGAGCAGGCAAACCCGUCGAGCACAGUGUUGGAGGAAAACGAAAGCAAGCCGAAGCACGAAAAGUGCAGGAAAUCAAGUCAAAGGAGCAAGAAGAAGCGCAUGAGCAAGAGGUGCUGCAGGCGCAAGUCGAUGGCGUGACUGUUACGAAGGACGAAACGGAUGUGUCGGCCUUUGUGCAGGUGCUGAAGCGCAGAGGCUUCAUCGUCAAGCCUCCUCCUGAGACUCACAUUGAUUUGAACAACAAGAUGUUCGUCAAGAUGGAGUUCGUCAAGGCCUUGACGCCGGUCAAGGGGAAGGGCAAGCCCGAGGGCAACGACAGAGCCGGUGGUCAAGGCAAGACCAAGUUCUUUACGGAUGAGGAUCUGGAGGCGGAUUCGGAGGAUGAAGCAAAGGUGCUGAAGCCUUGUCUGUACAAGGUCCGAUGA
This is a messenger RNA of Neohortaea acidophila, 1035 nucleotides long. Its product is annotated as methyltransferase-domain-containing protein. The coding region runs from base 1 to 1035 and encodes 344 amino acids. Gene Ontology annotation, biological process: rRNA methylation; ribosomal large subunit biogenesis. Lineage: Eukaryota; Fungi; Ascomycota; Dothideomycetes; Mycosphaerellales; Teratosphaeriaceae. The transcript has a single exon. The record is from RefSeq and is a predicted model, not a curated record. Gene Ontology annotation, molecular function: rRNA (adenine) methyltransferase activity. Gene Ontology annotation, cellular component: nucleolus.